This is a messenger RNA of Cornus florida, 1530 nucleotides long. RefSeq lists its product as uncharacterized. The coding region runs from base 1 to 1530 and encodes 509 amino acids. The transcript is spliced from 2 exons. Lineage: Eukaryota; Viridiplantae; Streptophyta; Magnoliopsida; Cornales; Cornaceae. Gene Ontology annotation, biological process: proteolysis. Gene Ontology annotation, molecular function: aspartic-type endopeptidase activity; nucleic acid binding; zinc ion binding. The record is from RefSeq and is a predicted model, not a curated record.
AUGUCAGGAGCCGGAAGAGGCAGAGGACGACCUGCUAGAGGCAGAGGUCAGGGAGGUGUUGGUCGUGGUGGUGUUAACCAUGACGAUGUUCAGUUGGAGGAUGCACCUCAUGUGCCGAAUCCUAUGAUUGGAUUUAUCAGAGAUAUCCGCAAAUUGGGGGCUGUUGAAUUUGCUAGAGCUACCGAUCCACUUGAUGCUGAGAAGUGGAUUGAAGAUAUGGAAAAGUAUUUUGAGAUGAUGGACUGCACUGAGGUGCAGAAAAGGAAGAUUGGUGCAUUUCUUUUAUCUGGUGAGGCGCGCCAGUGGUGGCAGUCAGAGACCAGGAUGGUUGUGGACAUUACAACUAUGACCUGGGAUGAUUUUAAAACUCGGUUCAAUGACAAAUACUUUCCACAAUCAGUGAAGGAGAAGAAGGUAGCAGAGUUCACGCAGCUGGAACAGAAUAAUGAGAUGUCAGUUAGUGAGUACGAGAGGAAGUUUACAGAGCUAUCCCGAUUCGCUCCUCACAUUGUUGCGAAUGAGUUACACAAGGUUAGAAAGUUUGAGAGAGGAUUAGUCUCUUAUGUGAAGAAGUUUGUGGUGGGUCAUCGUUUUGACACAUAUGCUAGAGUGGUGGAAUGUGCUAUGGCAGUAGAGGAGAAUAAUAACAUUGCCUUUCAGAAACAGAAGGAGCGUAGGGCAGAACAGAAAGGUAAGGGGGCUAGCAGCACUCAACAGAAUCAGAGUAGCUCUCAACAGAAUCAGAGGGGUCAGCAGCAGCAGACACAGAGAAACUGGCAGGGUCAGUCUUGGCAGAGAGGUAAACAAGAUUGGCGAGCAGGGAAACGGCAGAGAGUUGGUGAAGGUGAGCAAUCCACAGCUUUAGUACCAGCCACACCUCAUGAUGCACAGCCAUAUCAGUUCAGCGGGCAUUGCUACAAUUGUCGUGAGCAAGGACAUUUGGCUCGUAAUUGUCCCAAGCCUCACAAGAAUAACCAGCAGAAAGGUCAGGCACCACAGCAACAAGGAGGUGCAAGGGUUUAUGCAGUUGUUCCAGAUGGGAGACAGGAUCGUGCACCACCAGCAGUGGAAGGUACACUUACUAUUUAUGGCAGUAUAGGUAGAGUACUGUUUGAUUCAGGUUCUUCAUAUUCUUUUAUUGCACUAUCAUUUGUGAAUACACUGGGAUUAGAACCUGGACAUAUAAGUAAUGCCUUAUCUAUUACAACUCCACUCGGGAGCGCGACGACACUUGAUAGAAUAUGUCGUGCUUGCCCUGUUACAAUUGGGGAGUUGGAGUAUCCUAUUGAUUUAAUAGUAUUACGUAUGAGAGAAUUUGAUGCUAUACUGGGUAUGGAUUGGUUGGCUAGAUAUCAUGCUCAGUUGAACUGCCAUGAGAGGAUUAUUGUAUUCUCAGUUCCGGGACAGUUUCCUUCUCGAUAUAAGUGUGGGGAGUUUGAGGGCACCAUGACUAUGGGAUUUCUGGCCCACAUCGAGGAGGGCAGUGGAUUUCUGCAUCGACCUCACUCCUGGUAUUUCACCUAUCUCUAG